This is a messenger RNA of Monomorium pharaonis (pharaoh ant), 1681 nucleotides long. RefSeq names its product cleavage stimulation factor subunit 1 (gene CstF50). The transcript has 4 exons. Bases 258 to 1538 code for a protein of 426 amino acids. Gene Ontology annotation, molecular function: protein binding; RNA binding. NCBI's taxonomy places the organism in Eukaryota, Metazoa, Arthropoda, Insecta, Hymenoptera, Formicidae. The record is from RefSeq and is a predicted model, not a curated record. Gene Ontology annotation, biological process: mRNA 3'-end processing. Gene Ontology annotation, cellular component: mRNA cleavage stimulating factor complex.
CGACAUAACCUAAAAAACCGGAGUAAAAAAAACCGGAGUCAUCGAUUGAUGGCUGGUUUACGGUACUUCCGGUGAUUUCAGUAAAAUUCGUCAACAUUCAGUCGCCUUCAGGAAACUCGACGAGCCAGGGUGCAAUGAAGGAACCCGAGGCAGAUCCGAAGAACGUCAUCAAGAGCAGAGAGCUGCUCUACAGAUUGAUGAUCAGGUUUAAUCUGCAACUGUAGCUUCAUCAGCAGAUAACAAAAGUAGGAUAUGUGAUGGAUCAUCAAAUGAGUCAUGUUAAUCAUGAUUUCAGUCAGCUGUUCUACGAUGGUCAUCAGACACUAGCCGUACAGUUAUCCAAUAUGAUACAGGCGGAACCUCCGUGUCCACCCUCGGAUCGGCUGCUUCAUCUGAUGUUAAUUGGCACUGCUCACGAGCCAGAUCGUUCCAAGAAGGAUAACAGCACUAGCUUGUCUACAUUUGCAUCAAGUUUCGAUAACACUCUAGGUCCUGGAUUAGAUCUAGAAUUUGAGACGGAAACUCAGACACAAGCACCAGAACCAGCGCAAUAUGAAACGGCGUAUGUCACGUCCCACAAAGGAAACUGCAGAGCUGGAGCUUUCUCGUCAGAUGGUCAGUUGAUAGCUACCGGCUCUGUAGAUGCCUCGAUCAAGAUCCUAGAUGUGGACAGAAUGCUAGCUAAGUCUGCACCAGAAGAGAUCGCGCCCGGAGAUCAGACAGGAGGUCAUCCAGUUAUAAGAACUUUAUACGAUCACUUAGAGGAAGUGACAUGUUUGGAGUUUCAUCCCAGGGAGCCUAUACUUGUGUCUGGUAGUCGCGACUUCUCUGUAAAGUUGUUUGACUUUAGUAAAGCCAGCGUCAAGAAGGCGUUUAGAACCAUCACGGACGCGGAUCAAAUUCGAUGUCUGUCUUUCCAUCCAACCGGAGAUUUUCUCAUAGUCGGGACUAAUCAUCCAAUAGUUAGAUUGUACGACGUAAACACCGCACAAUGCUUCGUGUGCAGCAUACCGAGUCACCAACAUACAGCCGGGAUAACGAGUAUCAAGUACUCGCCAGACGCGAAGACUUACGCAUCGGCGGGAAAAGAUGGUAGCAUUAAACUUUGGGAUGGUGUGUCUAAUCGAUGUGUGAACACCUUUGCAAAAGCGCAUGACGGUUAUGAAGUAUGCUCGGUUAUUUUCACAAGGAAUGGCAAGUAUUUACUGUCCUCAGGGAAAGAUUCCUUGAUAAAGUUAUGGGAAUUAUCUACUAGCAGAUGUCUAAUAGCAUAUACAGGUGCUGGAACUACAGGUAAACAGGAACACAAGGCACAGGCUAUCUUUAAUCAUACUGAGGAUUAUGUGAUGUUUCCUGACGAAGCAACUACUUCAUUAUGCGCUUGGAACUCUCGAAACGCAUCGAGAAAGCAACUACUGUCUCUAGGUCACAACGGUCCCGUGAGGAUGAUCGUGCAUUCGCCGACAGCUCCUGCAUUUUUGACAUGUAGCGAUGAUUUCAGGGCAAGAUUUUGGUUUCGAAGAAUGCCAACGCACUAAUGCUUCGACAUUUAAAGGACAUUAAUAGUGGGACAAUCUUUCUGAUAAUUUCCAUUAUACAGAAUAGAGUAGAGCAGAGAGAUUAAAAGACAUUUAAGAUCGGAUACAUCGGUACAUAAUUAUGAGAAAAAGAAAACGAAAAA